AUGUCGAGGCAGAUGGAAAAGUCGAGGUCGAGGUCCAAAACGACGAGUUCAUCAUGGCCAUCGUCGAUGUACGGAGUCGCCAUACUUGUCGCAGUCCUGGCUGUGUCUGUCGUACUCCCCCCCAAAAUUGAACCCCUCAAUGUCCUGUCGGACUGGAUAGGGCCGACAUGGACCUCUGUCGUCGACACGAUAAACCCCAUCGAUCCGACGGAUUACAUGGCCAGGGCGAGACGACUACUGCGAACCACUCCGCUGAUCGACGGCCACAAUGAUUUCCCAUUCAACCUCAGACAACAACUUCACAACAAAAUCUACGAUCGUGACUUUCGCACCGAAAGGAUCGGAAGUCACAGCGAUUUUCAAAAGAUGAAGGACGGUAUGAUGGGUGGUCAAUUCUGGUCCGUCUACGUGCCGUGUCCGGAAGACCUCGUUCCAGGUGUCGACCUGCACGACCCGAACAAGCCUGUACCGGAUCUCAAUGAACCUAGUUGGACCGUCAGAGAUACCCUCGAACAGAUUGACAUCACGAAACGCAUGGUCGAUCAUUAUCCUGACCUCUUUGAACUUUGUGUCACUCCUUCAUGCGUCCGUCGGGCUCACAACCGCGGUAGAAUCGCCAGCAUGAUCGGUGUCGAAGGUGGCCAUCAGACCGGCAACUCGUUGGGUGCGCUGAGACUCUUCUUCGAGAGUGGCGUCAGGUACAUGACCCUGACACACAACUGUGACAACGCUUUGGGUACGUCGUGGGUCAGUGUGGAUUUGGAAGCCGGCAAGGAUGAUGGACUCGGCAAAUUCGGAAGGGACGCGGUACUCGAAAUGAAUCGACUGGGAAUGUUUGUCGAUUUGAGUCACGUCUCUCCACAGACCAUGAGGGAUGCCCUGAAAGUCGCAAGGGCUCCGGUCAUCUUUUCACAUUCCGGAGCAUACAGCGUCAACAACCACCUACGGAACGUACCCGACGAUGUCCUGGGGAUGGUCCGAAAAAACGGCGGGGUGGUGAUGAUCCCUGCGAUCCCCUUCUUUAUGAAUUGGGAACACCCUGAACGGGCAACGAUCGAAGACAUCAUCGAUCAUGUACAUUGGGUCGCCGACAAAGCCGGGUGGGAACACGUCGGUCUGGGAUCCGACUUUGACGGUGCCCCUCUCAACGUCAAAGGUCUCGAGGACACAUCUCAAUGGCCAAACUUGAUCGCGAGACUUCUCGCCCGUGGGAACGUCACAGAUACCCAAGUCAAGAUGUUGCUCGGUGACAAUGUGUUGCGCGCUUGGGAACAAGUUGAAAAAGUGGCCAAACAACUCCAAAAGCAAGGUGAAUUACCGAAUGAAGAGACCUGGGAAGGGAGGGUUUGGGAACCCGAAAACUUCGAUACACCUAGAAUAUUUCCUGGUGUUUAG
Messenger RNA from Exophiala oligosperma, 1395 nucleotides. RefSeq lists its product as uncharacterized. The transcript has 3 exons. Gene Ontology annotation, biological process: proteolysis. Gene Ontology annotation, molecular function: metallodipeptidase activity. The coding region runs from base 1 to 1395 and encodes 464 amino acids. The record is from RefSeq and is a predicted model, not a curated record. Lineage: Eukaryota; Fungi; Ascomycota; Eurotiomycetes; Chaetothyriales; Herpotrichiellaceae.